AUGGCCGCCGUACGACCUUUACGGCUCGAGAUAUCGUGGAGCGCGCUAUAUUGGAGUAAGGUAUCUUCCUGGUGGGCAGAAUGGCGGUUAGGGUUAGGGUUAAGAUUCGUUGAAGAUUGCGGUCCCGUGCCCAUCCGAAGGACUACCAACACGCUCCAGGAGCUAUACCAACCUGGUUACUGGACGGACACCAUCUGGAUUCGAUCGCAUCUUGCAUCCACGCGAACAUCAAUCGUGCUCGACUGGUCUGGAGAAGUAUCAGCAAAUGCGAAUGACCCCUACAGAAUCGCCGAAAAUGCGUGUUAUCCCACUAUGCUUUAUCCCAACGCAGACGGUAGGUUCGCUUUAAACGCUGAUGAUCCCUACUACAUGAAUAAUCGUUUGGUGCAAUAUCCAGGCGCUUACGUUUACCCACCAGCACAGGCUGUCACUGCUGGUUUAACGCCGCCAACAAGGAAGAGAAGUGUCGAGUUACUGGUCUAUCCGGAUGAUUCCGUUGCAUAUGUUGUCGAUGCCAGCAACAGCGCCAGACCGGCUACCCCAUCCGAGAUCGCUGAAGGCCUUGGCGUCGAUGCAUGUCUCGAUGCGGAAUGCACUCAGGAAAAGGCAGUUGGGGGAGAAUGGGGAACAGGUUGA
This is a messenger RNA of Trematosphaeria pertusa, 636 nucleotides long. RefSeq lists its product as uncharacterized. The transcript has 5 exons. NCBI's taxonomy places the organism in Eukaryota, Fungi, Ascomycota, Dothideomycetes, Pleosporales, Trematosphaeriaceae. The coding region runs from base 1 to 636 and encodes 211 amino acids. The record is from RefSeq and is a predicted model, not a curated record.